Messenger RNA from Aspergillus pseudotamarii, 597 nucleotides. Its product is annotated as dCMP kinase. The record is from RefSeq and is a predicted model, not a curated record. Gene Ontology annotation, molecular function: ATP binding; AMP kinase activity. The transcript has 4 exons. Gene Ontology annotation, biological process: nucleobase-containing compound metabolic process. Lineage: Eukaryota; Fungi; Ascomycota; Eurotiomycetes; Eurotiales; Aspergillaceae. The coding region runs from base 1 to 597 and encodes 198 amino acids. Gene Ontology annotation, cellular component: cytoplasm.
AUGCCUGCCAUAGCCUAUUCUUCUGAAAGGCCCAAAAUUAUAUUCAUUCUAGGUGGUCCUGGAGUAGGGAAAGGAACACAAUGCACGAGACUCGCGACCGAUUUCGAUGUUGUUCACCUUUCCGUUGGCGAUCUCCUUCGAAACCAAGAGAGCCCCGAGCUUGCAUCGUUGAUUAAAAACACCAUGACCGCAGGGGGAAUCGUACCACUCGAGAUAGUAAUGGCGGCAAUACAGGACGCAGUGGACGGGCACGUGCGAAAUGGCCAGAAUGUGUUCCUGAUGGAUGGUUUUCCUCGUAACCUGGAGCAACUUGCAGCUUUCCAGGAGCAGUUCGGCGACUGUUGCACGACACUUUUCUUUCAAGGCCCUGAAGAUGUCCUGCUGAGACGGGUUCUCAAUAGACACAAAACAUCCGGAAGAGUCGACGAUAAUGAGAUUACGUUCCGUAAGAGGAUACAAGGAUACUAUGAUCAAACCAUGCCUGUGAUUGACAAGUUGAGAGAACAAGGGCAGGUCAUCGAGAUCGAUUGCACCGGUGACUUGGACGAAGGAUAUGACACAGUAAAGCAGGCUUUUAUAGAAGCCGUCUCCCGUUGA